CAUUUUACAAAUAUAAGAAUUUAACGAAUUUCUUGCAACUUAUUGGAGAAUACGAUAAUUAAUAUUCGAAUAAUUUAAAAUCGUUUGAAAAAUUGAAUAUCGAAUAAUAGUGCCGAUUCUAUAGAAUACGAUUACCGAGAGAUAAAGUAUGAAAUCAAAGAUGUCGAAGACACAGAAAAAUACACAUGCUUUAAUAGACUAUGAAGAAGCUCAACCAUGUUACAGAUGGUGCAAUCCCUUUUCCUGGUAUCCAUUUUAUCCUUUAUCCAGUACCAUGCUUUUCUACUCUUUCCAGCUCAACUGCAUGUGUCAGACUAUAGUCCACUCAUCUAAUACCAAUCGCUCCAUAGAACCUACAAUCGUGACUUCAAUGCAAUAUUUUCAGUCAGUAAACAGCAGAGCGAUAUCUCACAUUUAUUCUUUCGCCGGUUAUUCAAUAAAUUCCGGUUUAAACCAAUAUCCAUGUAUCUACCCGCGAUAUCCGUACUGCGGUUAUGUAGUUACGGUCAAUGGUACCAUUAGUGUCCAACUUCAACAUUAUAUUCGAGUGGAUAUCACCGUGGACAAAGCGAUUCGCCUAGUAAAUUUUCCGGGAAAAUGCGUGGCUGCUAUGAACUAUUUUGAUAGCUGCAUCAUUCAUCCAAUUAGUAAAAUCUUACAAGAACAAACAACAGUCAAUAUGGAAAUCGGUAAUCGCUUAGCAAAGUUUUCGAAUCGUGGAAUUACGUUUACAUCGCUAGGACACAGUCUUGUAUAUUUAGUAGAUACUUCGGGUACAAAAUCCACAUUCGAAUAUUUUCGGAAUUUGAACUAUGAUUUUUCUCUCGAUGUAUUUUACACAAAAUCCAUUCAUGGUGAAGCUGUUAUGAAUGAUUGCUUUCUCAAAAUCGCAAAUUCCGUUCAUCGAUGUAAUAGAAAUGGCGAUCAGAUGUGGAUCAUUGCUGGAAUUUGUAUACAACAGAAUUUGCUGGGAGAUGUUUGCAUAACGCAUGAUUUUGGAAGAAGAAUCAUGCGUACUUCACCUACGUUCGGUACCAUAUCAGUGUCAACACCUUAUAUUUACAUGGCGGCCGGAUGUGAUCCCGAGAAAUACGUCUUCGUGCAGAGAGGACAGCAGAGAUUAAGUUCUAACUUACGAUCUUUUACAGUGAGAAAUGGAACACAGAAAGCUGGAUUUGAUAGCAGAGGAAGAUUGGUUCUCAGUUGAUUGAGAUUAUUUACUCUCGACUUACGAAUUUAUAUAACAUGUUCUAUUAUUUAAAAAUAGUUAAGAAUAAAUUUGUAACGAUUAAAAAAUUAAAGAGAAAUACAACUAAAA
Centruroides sculpturatus (bark scorpion) is the source of this 1318-nucleotide messenger RNA. RefSeq lists its product as uncharacterized. Lineage: Eukaryota; Metazoa; Arthropoda; Arachnida; Scorpiones; Buthidae. The coding region runs from base 149 to 1207 and encodes 352 amino acids. The transcript is spliced from 2 exons. The record is from RefSeq and is a predicted model, not a curated record.